AAAGGGAGAGAGACACCGAGUAAGUGAGGGAGGGGGAUUAUAGGGAGGAAAAGGCGUUUCCAUUCUCAAACCGGCGAGACAGUCAGUAUAACACACGGGCACGACCGACAGACCGAGCGGAGAUAACCGAAAUAAAUCACAUCGGUUUAUAAUCACAGUGAAUAUAAUCACAUCGAGAUCUGCUGAUGUUUUCACUCUGAACUGAACUGAAAGCGUGAAGCGGACCUCAGCCGUCAUCACACCCGGGAACACAACACAACAUCAUCACCAUCAUCAUCAUCAUCAUAAAAUAUGUCGGAGUACAGCUCACUGUUGAGUGACCUGUCUGACAACAUCACUAAUGAAGACCUGGAGCAGCUGAAAUCAGCCUGUAAAGAGGACAUCUCUGAAGAUCAGAGCAACUCCAUCACCUCCUCCAGAGACUGGUUCACCUACCUAGAGAAAAAUGACAAACUGACACAAGAUGACUUAACUUACAUCGAGCACAUCUUUGAGAUCUCAAGGCGACCUGACCUUCUGACCCGGGUCAUUGAGUACCGCACGACAGUGCUGAAGAUCUCUGAAGACGAUGAGAUUGACACCAAACUUACACGCAUCCCCUCUGCCAAGAAAUACAAGGAUAUCAUUCGCCAGCCGUCAGAAGAUGAGAUCAUCAAACUGGCCCCUCCGCCAAAAAAAGCAUGAGGUUAAAGUUUAUGUCUUCUGCUCCCUGGCACUUCAUCAUGCCCGUCGUCAUCACUAAACCACACCCACUGCCGCGCCCACUCCAUCACCCACAGUGCAGAAGCCAAGCAGCCAAUCAGAUUGCCAAGAUGCUUUACAGCUACAUGCCCAAGCCACGGAGGCACACAAAUUAUGGAAAUUUAGGAUGAAAAAGAAGCCAUGGACAAAAAGACAAAAGUACAGUUGCAUUUGUUAAGUGAAGGGGUCCAUGUUGUAUGUGUGUGUGUGUGUGUUGAAUGAAAACAUUGUGUUUAUUCACGCUUGUUUGAGAGAGAGAGAGAGAGACAGAGAGAGAGAUUUGAUUUAAAGAAGUUGGUCAGACCAACCUGAUAAGAAGUUUGUCGUUUCUUGACGUGCCACCGGGCUAAAUGGUGUGAAUCUAGAAGAGAUUAUGCAUUUAGAUGCUCCUUAAGCCACACUGACUAUAUAGCUAGUAAUGUGGGUAUACCUGAGGUCAGUACAUUCCCUUUAAAAAGGAAAAAAAAAUAAAAGAGUCAAUAACUGUUUGAAUUUUGAAUUAAUCUUUGAUUUUGUGCGAUUGCCACAUAGAAAGCCAAUAUUUGCCUUCUUUAGAUAUCUAAUGCAUUAUUUCAGGGUAUGCAAUUACCUACAUACAGUAGAUAAAUUCAUAUUGCUUUUUAUAUUUCUGUAUUUCCUAAUCAAAGAAAAGAUAGUUUAUUAUAUUCAGGAUCAAUCUUAGACAAAUAUCAUUAUAAAUGAAGGUUGUUAUAGAUGUCUGUCUCGAGGGUAAAAUUAGGCGAUACCCCCUACAUCAUAAAUCAGUAUAGCAAAAAUAUCCACAGACAAAAUUAGCUAAAAAUGCAAAAGUAUGUUUAUAUUAACUUUCUAGCUCCAUGACUGCAGUAUUUGCAUUAGUAAAUAGAAGGCAUAUAUUUUUUACUAAAACUAAAACUGUGAAUUAUUUCAAUGUCUCAGAAUGCUAUUAUGUGAAACAUUAGGAUGCUGUUUUCAGUCUAUAGAGAGGACGCAAAACUACAAAUGAAAUAAAAAAUAUAUUUAAAAUAGGUUAAACAUAUAAAUGUACAUCUACAGCACUCUACAUGGCCAAAAAUCUGCAUGCAUCUCUGAUUGCUAACGUAUAUCAGAGAUCCAAACAGUGCAUCAUUUAUACCCUUUUUUUCUGUUUGUACCUUUGUUCCUUUAUCGUAAAAGUGUAUUUUAAUAAGCAAGUAAAGGAUAUAAACAUCCAUCUUCAUCCAUUUUAACACAGCAGGAUCAUGCUGUGGUUAUAAAUAUGAAUAUUAAUGACUGUUUGAACUCGAAAUGUGCUUGAUCACUGUGCGUCACAUAGCUCAGCCUUAGACUGUUGUUUUCACUUUAUAAAUGCGACCGCAUUUCCACCUGCGCAUGAGAGCAGCAUGCAUCAUUCAGUUACUGUAUCGUCUGUGACUCCAAAUGAUGUUUUGUUAGUUUGAUGAAGAGAUGCGGACGGGCACCGUUACUUUAAUCCCUUACUGCUCACUUUGAAAUGAAAGUCUGUAACAUUUAGAAAAGCUCACUGUUGCUGUUUUUAAAUGUAGAGAUCAGAGGAGUAAAAUCGUCUUGCAACAUCUAAAAGAUAAUGUUGCCACCUUAAAUAAAUCCCCAAAUUAAACGUACUUAACCUCAAGUCAUUGCAAAACUGUUUGAGUAUAUCAGUGAAAGUGAAUGGGGACUAGAGAUGUAAAUCACACACACUACUACUACUACUCUCAUAUUUCUGUGAAGCUCCUUUGCUAUAGAAAUUAAGAUGAAUGUUGUUCUUCACACAAGGCCGCAGGUCAUUAUUCACUUUCAUUGUAUACUGUUAAACUUUUGUCUCUUGUAAUGACGUGAGGCUGAGUAAAUGAUGAAUUCUGAAACUUAUUUUAACACUUCUCAAAGCAUUUCAAUCCAGAUAUUCACUGUACAAAAAGUCAGAAAAGAUCCCCUCACUUUGAAAACAGAUUGUACAUUAUAUUUAUUCUAGAGCGGUUUUGUUUUUAUGUGUUGUUGUAUUGAUGUUUCUCGAUUGUGUAUAGUUAUCAUCUUGUGAAUUUUGCUGUUUGUGACAUUGUGACUGUGGUAAUGUUCCUGAGGUAGUUUGUCUCCCUGGACACGUGUGGCCAAAACUCUUUAAAAUCGCUCUCAUAAGAUAAACCAUCACCGGUCUUUUCUUUAUAUACGUUCGGUCGAUUUGUUCAGUGAUGUUAUGGUUGUUUAUGUUUGUUAUUAUCUUGUGUUUAUCAGGAAUUCAGCACCUGAAUCCUCUGCUAUAGGUCAGCUCUCUAUAUGCUAUAGCUCAGUGCUUCCAAAUCCUGGUCCUCGAGUACCCACUUCCAGAAAGUCUCCUUAUUUAAAACCCUUAUCACCCUCUUUCCAAAAUGGUAAACAUGUCUCACUAACAAAUUGAUGAGUUAAAUCAGAUGUGUUAAAUAAGGAGACAUCCAAAACAUUCUGGGAGGGGGUCCUCAAGGCCAAGAUUAGGAAACAGUGCUAUAGCUAGUUUUCCGUACAACUUCCCCAAAUCAGAAACUAAGGGCUUGGAAUGUCCUCGUAUCACUUACGAUGGUUAUUGUUUCAGCAGGUGCUCAUAUAGUUUUGUCUGUAUUAGUGGGCUGUUUUAAGCACUGUGCUUUGCGUUUACAGUAAUUUCAUUGGGUGGUCUUAUGAAAUCCAUCCCCCGGAGCAUUCAAGAAGCCAUAUGGCAUACUUAGUCACCCAUAAUAAUAUGAAUUUUCUCAUCUACAAGGAAAUACGAAGCUUUUUUCUCUUUACAAUGUCUUUCCUCUAUGCAGAGAAUAUUUGGCACUGUGCAUGCAUGUGUGUCGCCUCUUGCGCUUGGAGACACAUUUUGUCAUUAUUAACCACUAUGUGCAAUCCUCCACACUAUUCUGUGUUUGGCCAAACAAAAUGGUGUGAAGACAUAUAAUCUGUCAUUUGAUUGUCAAAUUGGAUGUCACGGUAUUAAAAAACAUAUCAGCCUUGAUGAUGCUGCAAAAGCAAGAAAAUGCUCAAGAUUCAUCAUUAUUGGCAUAACAGGAACACCGAAUCUCUAGUGUUUUAUUUAGUCUUAGUUUAAAUACGAGCAGAAAAGCACUGCGAUCUAAUGAAAACUGAAGAUAAACAAAACAUUUAAUCAUGAAAACUGUUAAGAAAUGUCUGGGUCACAUUUCACCCCAACACCAAGAGAAAACACGAAAUGAAGUUUUGCAUAUAGAACAGAAGCACGUUUCGGAUUUUUGACGUCACGGUUAAAUUCUUAUGCGAUGUGAAAUGAAUUAACGUCACGGUUAAAACCUAAUGUAAUGUGAAAUUAAUAAUUUUUUGGUUCACGGGGUAAGAAUGACGUUUAAAGACAUUACAGAUGUGUGGUAAUGCAGGCGUAACUUUCUACGCAAAAUGUUUUCUUUCGACUGGGGUGAAAUGUGACCUGCGCAUUUCCAUGUGAGAAUAAUUUGUUGUUAAUGCAUUAAAAAGUUUGUUCUGUACUUAAGUUGUACAUAUAAAGUAUAUUGUGGAUUUAUA
This is a messenger RNA of Paramisgurnus dabryanus, 4230 nucleotides long. Lineage: Eukaryota; Metazoa; Chordata; Actinopteri; Cypriniformes; Cobitidae. The record is from RefSeq and is a predicted model, not a curated record.